CAAUGGAUUUUGCAAAGGAAAAUAAAUUCCAAUAGUGAAGCAUUUCUGAAUUUUAUUCUUCGUUAGAAUAUUCAAAUAUUAGUUUUUUAAUCAUUUAUUUAUCAUUGGUGAUUAAUUGUAACAGUAUUUAAGUGAGAAAUGUUGGUGUAAAAGGCCAAGAUAUUUUUUACGCAGUGCUGUGAAAAUUUUCUAUUAGAAGCACACGACGAAAAAAGGAGUACAAGGCAAAAGUAAAAGGCAGCAGGCUGGUUAAUGAGCAAAUUGAAUCAUAAAUUGCAAAACCCAGCAAAAUCAAUUAAACGCAAUGGAAGAGAAACGGAUUGCUGACUAUUUUGUAGUCGCUGGCAUGCCAGAACAACCGCAAUUGCUACAGGAGAAUAUAUUUAGCGAAUCUGGGCAUUUACGUGCUGCCAAUACCAUUGAACCUAUAACAGAUAUUGGUGUAUAUUUUCCGUUACUCGAUGAAGAAGUGCCCGACGGUUAUGAGGUGUUGGAAACAACACCCACUGGACUGCCUGCGAAUCUCAAUCAUGGCUCUAUGCGUUCAACUGAGUGUUAUAUUUAUUAUAAACGUGGCAAAGAUCGACCGCCUCUGGUGGAUAUAGGUGUGCUGUACGAUGGGCAUGAACGCAUAAUGUCUGAUGCCGAAAUCGUCGCCGAAACACCGGGUGGACGCAUAGCCAAUGUGAAUAAUUCUUCCUCGAAAAUUUAUCUCACCUACCGACGCGCACGACCCGACAUGCCAUGCAACGAGUUAGUCGUCACAGAUUUAUGUGUCAUCGUGCAAAGUAAAGGUGAACGACCACCGCAUGCAUUCUGUCUCAUUUAUAAAACACUCAAUCGGGGUUAUAUGGGCAGUGAUGUGUAUUUAUGCUACAAAAAAUCUAUGUACCGUCCGAAAUUAAUCAGUUAUCAGCCAGAAAUUUUACUACGUUAUCCAACUGUCGAUCAUAAUGACUUUCCAUUAAAUCUCUGCCCAAGUGUGCCGUUGUUUUGUCUGCCAAUGGGCGCAUCGCUAGAGGCUUGGCCGCAUGUGAAAGAGGGCGAGAAGCGUAAACCCACAAGUCCUGUAUUUAGUACCUUUGUGCUGACAGUUAAUGAUGGCACAUACAAGGUGUAUGGUUCUGCAUUGACAUUCUAUGAGGAUUUUGAGGAAUCCGCAUUAAAUGAAAAACAGCGUGAACUCCUGGGCUGGGAUGAAAUGUUCGCGAAGCAGCAUUCAUUGCAUAUAAUCAAAUCUAUUUGCCUUUUAUCACACUAUCCAUUUGGUGACACUUUUGACAGAUGGCUGCGUUACUUACAUCACUUGGCCGUGCACGGGGUAGAUUUACCAGUAUCAAUUGAACGUUACGUAACGCAAUUGUUGGAUGAAGUACAGUUUCCAGCGCCUAGCAUACAUUUGCAACUUUCCAGCGAGCCGAAAGAUCGCAUAUUGCUCACGCAACCGGAAGACUCGCCCUUACCACGCAGCGGUGCUGGCUUCCACAUGUUGCUGCAAAAUUUGGGCACUGAUAAUUGUCUGCAUGUAAUGCUGUUGGCCUUGACGGAGCAAAAAAUCUUAAUACACUCCUUACGGCCCGCCACAUUAACUGCAGUUGGUGAGGCCAUUGUUUCGCUGCUAUUUCCCUUUAAAUGGCAAUGUCCGUACAUACCAUUGUGUCCACUUGGCUUAGCGGAGGUCUUACAUGCGCCAUUACCAUAUUUAAUAGGUGUCGAUUCACGUUUUUUCGAUUUAUAUGAACCGCCACAAGAUGUGACUUGUAUCGACUUAGAUACAAACACGAUCAGCUUGUGUGAAUCACAAAAGAAUUUGACGAUAAAAUUAUUGCCUAAACGUGCUGCGCGUAUUUUGCGACAAACACUCAACGAAUUGGAAGUUCUAAAAGCCACACACAUCGAAUCAACAAAUAGUCUUGACAGGGAUCUAAGAAAACGAAAGCGUGAGCAAGAUCUCGAACAACGAAUACAGGAGGCCUUUCUACUCUUCAUGGCAUCGAUUUUACGCGGCUAUCGUGACUACUUAACGCCCAUAUCGAAGGCGCCCUCCGUCGGCGCCACAGAUCCAAGUGCCUUAUUUCAGUUGAAGGCGUUCUCGCGAUCGCGCGAUAAGGCGCAUCAGAAAUUCUUUGAACUACUCAUGAAAACACAAAUGUUUAUACGUUUCAUUGAGGAACGUUCCUUCGUCUCCGAUGGCGAUCAUGGUCUCACAUUUUUCGACGAAUGCGCGGAAAAGGUGGGCGCAUACGAUGACACACCAUCAGACUUGCGCUUGAUUGACUGGGAGUCGGGACAGAAUAGCGAGCGUACGAAGUACAUAUUCCCACCCGAUAGCGUGGGCCCCAAUAAAGAUACUUCCGGCGCAGUUUACAAUUAUACCAACUUCACACUGAAUCCCAGCCUUUUGAAAUCAUCGAAGAAGACUGCGUUAAACCACUUUCUACAACAGCAGUUGAAUGGCUCGCUGGCGCCCGGUUCACCAAUAGCGCGCCGCACAAAGCACGAGAUCAAAAUGUCGCAAAAAAUGGCGCGCCGCUGUCAGAUGCAUCCGGAGGCGUGGUCCAAAUAUUUGCUAGCCACCUGCUACUCGAUUUACUUCCUCAUACUGCCGUCCAUGGUGAAUGAGACGCGACAGGCGAGCAAGGAGCACGAUACAUUGCGCGCCGCCUACGAUAUGCUGGUGCGCGCAUCCAAACUAAAAAUCACCUGUGAUGAGUUCUGCUACCGCAUCAUGAUGCAAUUGUGCGGCAUACACAAUUUGCCCGUCUUAGCUGUGCGCCUGCACUAUUUAAUGAAGCGCUCGGGCGUGCAGCCGAACGCACUCACCUACGGCUUCUACAAUCGCUGCGUGCUCGAGUCGGAUUGGCCCAGCGACAGCACGACGCUCAGCCAGUUACGUUGGAAUCGCAUUAAGAACGUUGUGCUUGGCGCAGCGCAUUUUCGACGCGCCGGCAAGCGUCAUGCCGCCAAGAAACCACUCUCGGCCUCGUGUGAGAACAAUCUAAGCACGCUGGAAACGGUGGAUGGCACCUCGCGCACCAGCUUAGAUUCCUCGACGUCGUCGCAUAUGGAACGCGGCGCUGGUGACGCGCACGCAUACAGCGUGACACUGCUCGACUUUUCGGCAUUCGACAAGCUGCGCGGCAAACUCGGCAGCAUUGUGCGGCAGUCAGCUAUGGCAAUGGGCGCGCAAGAUCCAGCAGGCGAUGUGAUCAGUUCAACUGCCGGUCUGCUGAUAUCGGGUGAGAGUAAAGCGAGUGGUGAAAAGUCGGCCGGCGAUAAGAGCGCAGUGCCGACGAGCACAUCUGCGCCACACACACCAAGCAGUCCACACAGCCCGGGCUGUGAUUUGGGCGUUGUGGGCGCUGGCGGCAAGCUGCAAUUGACUAAAACGGAGAGCUUUGGCGGUGACGCGCAGCUGCUGGAUAAAUUGCAACGCAAACAAUCGCUGCCGAGCGAGACGAGUGGGCCGCGCUAUAAGAUAAUGAAUAUUGGUGAUGGCGAAGAGUACAUAGCGGAUGAUGUAACGGCGCUGAAAGAAAACGAAAUGGAGCAUGACAUCGCGAGCUCGCAAGAGGAGCUGGACUUUGUGGCGCGCAGCGGAGAUAUGAGUGUGGAGCACGAGGAAAUCAACAACUUGCAGAGUCCAACGAAAAUAUCGCCGCGUACGCCGGUCACGCAAAACGAUCCGCUCGGCGCCUUGAAUGAAGAGCUGCAAGAUCAAACUACGCCCACAAACACCAAAGAGCCAGCAGGCGACCAACCAAACGCUGACGCAAAUAACAGCACUAUGUAUACCGAUAAGCCGAUAUUGUUCAAGGGUCAACGUAGCGCGACCUUCGACGAAUCGACGCAUUUGAGUAAGAGCAUGCAGCGCUCGGAGACAAUGCCCGGCUCAAGCGUCGCCUCGAGCUUAGCCAAUUUCGGCUCAUCCAUUAAAUUCAAUAUUGGACGUUAUUCACCUGCACGAUUCUCAUUUAAGAAAGACAGUUUCAAGCCCAACAUUAUUAUAGAAAAUAUUUCGAAUAUAAGGUAGUGGAGCGUCCCGAGUGUGAUGUACUCAUUCAAAUCACAUCGUGCUCGCAAUGCCACAACUGUUCGGUAUUAGUCUAUGACGAGGAGAUUAUGUCCGGUUGGUCGGCCGAGGAUUCCAACUUGAAUACAACCUGCCAUGCAUGUAAUAAAUUAACCGUGCCAUUCCUGAGCGUGCAAAUUGUGGUGGACGACUCUUUGAAGGCGCUCAAGCAAUCAGACAGCUUGACAAUUCCAUAUCUAAAUCCGCUGGUUUUGCGUAAAGAGCUCGAAAAUAUACUGACACAGGAGGGUGAUAUAGCGCUGGUGAAGCCAAGUUUCGUGGAAGAGCAUCCUAUCAUUUAUUGGAAUCUAUUGUGGAUCAUGGAACGUAUUGAGAGUAAAACGCACUUGCCAGAGCUUUGUUUGCCCGUGGCGUCUGAUGAGGAGUGCGAUCCGCUCAGCAAGGUGAAGACUGUCAGCAUUCAAUGCCUAUGGGACAAUUUAAGACUACACAGCGAAGCUGGUCCGCCCAUGUAUAUACUGCAUAAACAAAAUCAGCCAGCCAGUCCGCUGCUGAAAGCGCUACUCACCGAUCAGGCGCAUUUGAAUAAGAAUGUCAUUCAACAAAUAAUUUCAGCCAUACGCUGCAAUGAUCUGCUAACGCCCGUCAAGCGCUUAGCCAAUGAGCGCCACAAGUUGCAGAAUAACGGCGUCAAUCGCACACACUCGAUUUAUCGUGAUAUACUCUUUUUGGCGCUCACCGCCAUCGGACGCUCCAAUGUCGACUUGGCCACAUUCCAUCGCGAAUACGCUUCGAUCUUCGACAAGCUGACCGAAAAGGAAUGUAAAAUGUUCUAUCGCAAUCAAGAUCUGCCACCGUCGGCGGCAACCAUCUUCUGUCGCGCCUACUUCAAACCGUUAUUGCUUCCUUGACGUGAAAUCAAUUAUAUGCAGCACGAUUUCCACAACAACAACAAGAAUGCGAAGACAGCAAAUACCAAUGCGCAUGAAGAGAGCGUGGCGGCAGCGUUAAGCGAUGCUGCAGUUGACAAUGAUGUUGUGUAAUAUGAAAAUGUAAAUUGAAUUAUGGUAUGAUAAUAACGUGAAAAACAAGUAAGAUAUACGAUGAUGCUGUGGUUUCGAACGGAAAUGGCAAUCUUAAGACGGUACAUAAUAACUUUACAGACUUAUGUUGGAUAAAUUAGUGUGCGUAUGUGUGUGAGGUGUUUGGGACGUGUGCGUGUGUGUGUGUGAAUGCCACGAAAUCUCGUUUACACUUUGAAAGUUUAAAAUAUAGUUUAGCGUAGGAAAUUAUGCCACAUACAUAAUUAUAACGGAACUCAUCUGUUGACUUUAUGGCCUUGAAAUUAGUUUGA
This is a messenger RNA of Bactrocera latifrons, 5387 nucleotides long. RefSeq names its product DENN domain-containing protein 4C (gene Crag). Gene Ontology annotation, biological process: regulation of Rab protein signal transduction. Lineage: Eukaryota; Metazoa; Arthropoda; Insecta; Diptera; Tephritidae. Gene Ontology annotation, cellular component: cytoplasmic vesicle. The record is from RefSeq and is a predicted model, not a curated record. Gene Ontology annotation, molecular function: protein binding.